Molecule: messenger RNA, 1964 nt
Organism: Juglans microcarpa x Juglans regia
Lineage: Eukaryota; Viridiplantae; Streptophyta; Magnoliopsida; Fagales; Juglandaceae
Product: remorin 1.4-like
Exons: 5
Coding region: 745-1800 (351 amino acids)
Source: RefSeq, a predicted model, not a curated record
CAGUAGCAUUACCCAUAUAUUAUUUGGCAUCUGAUGCAAGUUCCUUUGUACCACUCUUUUCUUUUGAAGAGUGAUAGAUGGUUUCCAGUAUAUUGAAAGAAAACAAAAAGGCUAAGCAUCCAGGGAAAUCAAGAAUACUUUUCUUCUCUCCAAAGUUCAGUAAGAUUCAAAACCAGGCCGACGAUGCAAAGCAUACCUAGGCUGGCUUGCUUGCUCGCUCCCCCAUCUCUAAUCACAGCCUUGGAGCAAACUUUUAUGUCCAUUUGUUUCCUCUAAUGCUUUCUCCUUCAAAUAAACAUCAGACCAUGAAUAGCAGAUCAUUGCUGAAGCAGAACUUUCGGAACAGGCUUCGUCUCAACGACUCAAACUAUCGACGCUUUGAUCAAGGAAACAGGGUAAUCCGCUUCUUAACCAUGAAAAUGCUUGCAGUUAUAUAAAUUUCCAGGAAGGUUGUUGUGGGUGCAUGUCUUUAUCCAUACAUCAGCACACAAAUUCCAGAUAAUUAUCCUUAUGCGUUUUAGCACCAUUGAUAAUUAUGAUGAUUUGGGAUAUGUUGAGCUGCCACUAGAAAUUUUACAAACUAAAUUCCAGAAAUUAAUGUGUUAGCUACCGAUAGAAUUUAUAAUCUUAAGUAAACUAGUUUCUAUCCCAAGUGGCUGCAACUGGGUUAUAGACGAAUAUCACAAAUUAUGGUAGUUAAGUCAAUUGAAUGGUCAUCAAAGACAAUGGUUGCAACUUGCAUGCAUGAGAGAUGAAAGCUACAGAAUUAUAUGCAUCAUUAGCUGCAUUUGUGACUUUACUUCUGCUAGGUUGAGAUAUUCUAGUGUUAAAAAGGGAGAGACUGAAGAGGCUGGCAGCAUCAUGGAUCAAGGAGCACCACCUCGGAAAACUCGAAGUUUCAAAGAGGAAACGAAAUCUCAGAAGCGGUUCCAAAGACAGUUCUCUAGGCAAAUGAGUCAGGAUUAUCAUCCAAGCAAUAUAAUAGAGCGUACAGCUGCAGUGGCAGCGGUUGCAUUGGCCAUCAAAAGACUUGAAGAAAGAGGCAUCCCAGAUCAGAAAGAGGUGAGGGAACACCCUGAAACCUUUUCGAUCACAAUCGAAAGCAAAGAGGAGGAGGAUAAACCAAGCUUGGCCCCUGAAUUUGGUAGGGUAUCCAAGCGAUUCUCAGGUGAAACUUCAAUCAAAGAACCAGAAGGCCAAGAUAGCGAGAUUCAAAUAACUGCUGCAACGACUGAAAAGAUUCCCAAAAAGCACAUUCGGCCUGUCCCUUCAAUUAAAAAGACUCCAACUCUUGCCGAGCACUUGAACAGCACUGUCAUCAUACAACCUGAAACUGCAGUACCAGAACCUGAACUGCCUGCCACCAUUAAACCAGGAAUGCCACCAAAUGAAAUCCAAAGAAAAAGUUCAACAAUACCUGUAAUCCCACCAACUGACCCCCAAGAACAGAGUACAACGGGAUCUUUAAUGGACGAAACAAAAGCAGACGAUUGGGAGAAAGCUGAGUUUGAUAAGAUAAAAAACUGGUAUGAGAAGCUAGAAUCCAUAAUAGCUUCCUGGGAGGAAAAGAGGAAGGCAAAAGCCAAAAGACGGCUAGAAAGGACAGAGAGUGAAGUGGCAAGAAGAAGGGAAAGAACUGUAAAAGAAUACAGAAACAACAUCAAAUACAUUGAUCAGUCUGCAGAAGCAGCAAAAGUGAAGGCAGAGGAAAGACGAAGGAAUGAGGAGUUAAGAGCAAUAGAGAAGGCAAACAGAAUUAGAACUACUGGGAAAGAUCCUAAUACUGGUGUAUGCUGCUGAAAAUAUAGAACCCCAAUUCAUCUGUUUUUUACAGAAAAAAAGAAAUCUUAAAAGUUCUGCAAGCUGUAAACAUUCUCUUAGGCCAAUGGAAACUUCUUUAUAUGAUGUGCCGUUCAAUAACAAAGAGAAUUUGCUAUAAGAGUUAAAAGUAAGAGAUUCAAUAA